Molecule: messenger RNA, 225 nt
Organism: Funneliformis mosseae
Lineage: Eukaryota; Fungi; Glomeromycota; Glomeromycetes; Glomerales; Glomeraceae
Source: the annotation of a GenBank genome assembly
GUAGAAGGUACCCUGACUCGCAUACAACGCUUCGUCCAACAAUAUAGACACCGUAUCCGUGAUGGCAACACACUUGAUGAUUUUAUUCAGCGUGCAUGGCUGCCCGACAAAGUGAAGCUUGAAAACCCCUGUUCUCCUGAUUCAAUGAUGCAACUUUUAGACUAUUUCACCAUCGCACCCGAUGCACAACGUCACCGUGAUCGUGGGAGCCCUUGUCCCGCAUAA